AUGGCAAAUCAAUCAGGAAUCUUAGUUGUACACCCUGCAAGCAUAAAUAAAAUGGCAUUCGGUUCGAGAGAAAUUGGCUCUGCCAAUUUUCUCUCCCUCAUGGAAUUUUAUUUAUGGGGUUGGGUUUUCUCUUGAGAACUUCUGCACAGCAACAGCCGUUUAGCUUUGGGGAUAACCAAAGGCACGGCUCCUCAGUGCAUUCAAGACACUAGGAGUUUUACCUCUCAGCGCAUCCCCACGGGAGGAUGACCCUUAGGUGGAACACGCGCAGGAGCUGAGUCGGAGCGAGCGACGGCAACGCACCGGGUGAGAUGAGGCGAUUUAUCUGGCGAUUAGCCUUAUAGAAGGCUUGGGUGUGGGCUGACCACAUAUUCCAAGAUGGCUUGGUGACGUCACUAGUUGUCGCUUUGACCCUUUUUUAUUAAGGGGUGUGGGCACUAGACACCUUAAAGACUAUGUAAGUAAGUAAGUAAGUACACCCUGCAAGCGCCAAGCUUGUCAGAGACGUCGAAACAUUUGGCACGAUGGAUCCUUACUGUAUGAUAAAAGUCGGGAAACAAACUUUAUGCUCAAAUAUUGAUAUAAAUGCCGGAAAAUUCCCUAAUUGAAAAGAGCAAUUUAAUUUUUUGGUAACAAAUGAGGACUCUCUUGAAGUUUCUAUAUGGGACAGAAGACCUAUAAAAGGUGAUGAAGAAAUCGGCAACGCAAAAAUCCCACUCGCAAAUAUAUUUCUUAUGAAAAAUUUUGAAGGAUGGUUUGCGAUAAAUUUUCAAGAAAAAAAUGCUGGGCAGGUAUUUUUGAGAUUUGUGUAUUAUCCAGUUAAUUUACAACACGGAGCAGCUGAAGGAGGAUUUUAUCAAUUUGGAUAUAUUAAGCCUGAAUAUGACCAGGGGUUUACACAAAUUCAAAGUACGCCAGCUAGGCCGCAGCAUGAGCAGAAUUUAGGAAGCAACCUUCAAGAGUCUGACAAAAUCCCUCAGGCGUCUUUUGAUAAGCCUAUAGAGCCAGCUUUGAUUAGACAAGGAGAUGUCAUAUAUGAAAAAGUGCAGCAUACAACUGACCCAUCACACCAGAGCUAUGAAGCAAUAAAACAAGAGCCUGGGAGCCAAGAAAUUAAGUAUCCUAAUCUUCAAGUUUUUGAUCCACAGUACAGCAAAUCUCACAGAUUAAGACCUGGAGAGCCUGGAUAUUUAGGCCCACUACCAUAA
Blepharisma stoltei is the source of this 1208-nucleotide messenger RNA. NCBI's taxonomy places the organism in Eukaryota, Ciliophora, Heterotrichea, Heterotrichida, Blepharismidae. The record is from the annotation of a GenBank genome assembly.